Messenger RNA from Haliaeetus leucocephalus (bald eagle), 1875 nucleotides. RefSeq names its product aarF domain containing kinase 2 (gene ADCK2). The transcript is spliced from 9 exons. Gene Ontology annotation, cellular component: mitochondrion. The record is from RefSeq and is a predicted model, not a curated record. Lineage: Eukaryota; Metazoa; Chordata; Aves; Accipitriformes; Accipitridae. Bases 1 to 1875 code for a protein of 624 amino acids.
AUGGUGGCGGGUGGUGCCGUGCGGCUGUUGCCGCUUCCGCGUCCCCUCCUCGGGCGGGCAGCCGGGGCGAGGGGGACCCUGUCCGGUUGGGCGGCCGCGGGGAGCGGCGGGGGCGGGUUGCGUUCCGGCCGCUGGGUCGCGGUGGCCUUGGCGGUGCCCGCUGGGACCGGUUGGAAGGAGAGGCCGGGACAACGGGGGCCGGUGUGGGUGGGGGAGCGCGGGCCGGAGCGGCCGCCCCGGAGGUUGUUGCGGCGCUUGGGUUUGGUGCUCCGGUUGGGUUUGCGGGCCUGCGGGUUGCUGCUGCGCUUCGGCCCCCUGCUGCUGCUCUACCCGCUGAGCCGCCUGUGGCCCGGCCUGGGCGCCCUGUGGCUGCGGCUGCUGCGGAGGGCGGCCGAGGCCGCCGGCCCCACCUGUGUCAAGCUGGGCCAGUGGGCCAGCACCCGGAGGGACCUCUUCUCCGAGGCCUUCUGCGAUGAGUUUUCCAAGCUGCACGUCGAGGUGAGCCCACACCCGUGGGGCCACACCGAUGACCUCCUGAGGAAGGCCUUUGGUGAGGGCUGGACGGGCAUCCUCAAGUUCCAGAGCCGGGAGCCGGUCGGCUCGGGCUGUGUCGCCCAGGUGUAUAAAGCCUAUGCUGACCUCACGGCUGUCGCCGGCUCCCAGGCCAAGGAGCUAGCGCGACACUCGGAGUUAAGGUCCGCUUUUGAAGCGUGGGAAGUGUCAGGCUUUAGAGGCCUCCUCAGGUGGCUGGGGAGGAGGAGGAGCGAGGAGAUGCAGGAUGAGAGGAGCAGGGAGGAGCUGAGCCCAGCAGACUGCUCCCGGAGGAGUCCUUUGAGUGGGAUGUCCCUUAUGGAGCAGAUGGCCAAACCGCUCCUGAAUGCAAAUCCUUCAUCAGCCAGACAUCUCACGCCUGUAGCCAUUAAAGUCCUGCACCCUGGACUGGUCCACCAAGUCCAGAUGGAUCUCUUUCUCAUGAAGAUGGGUAGCUACAUCAUUGGACUUCUCCCUGGAUUCAAGUGGCUCAGUUUGACAGAGAUCGUGGAGGAGUUUGAGAAGCUUAUGGUCCAACAGAUUGACUUACGCUACGAAGCCAGAAAUCUGGAGCGCUUCCGACAAAAUUUCCUAGAUGUUGAUUUUGUGAAGUUUCCAACUCCCCUUUGGCCUUUGGUAACGACAGAUGUUCUAGUGGAAACAUUUGAGGAGAGUGAGCCUAUUUCGCACUACCUGCAUGCGGAGAUUGCCACAGAGCUGAGGCAGAGACUUGCAAAGAUGGGCAUGGACAUGCUCCUAAAGAUGGUCUUUGUUGACAACUUUGUCCAUGCUGACCUGCACCCUGGGAACAUCCUGGUUCAAGGCCUGGCCCAUGUCGGGACCAGCUGCAAGGAGCAGACAGCCAUCGUGGACCUGUGUGACACACUCGUGGUGGAAGUGCAGCCGCCUCUCAGGCAGCUCUGCCUGGUGCUGCUGGACGCGGGGAUCGUGGCAGAGCUGCAAAGCACUGACAUGCAGAACUUCCGGGCGGUUUUCACGGCUGUGGUCCAGGGCCAGGGGGAGAGAGUGGCAGAACUGAUCCUUCAUCAUGCCCGUGCUAACCAGUGCCAGGAUAUUGAGAGAUUCAAAGCUGAGAUGGCAGAACUAGUGACCAAGGUCCGGAGGAACACCAUUGCCCUAGGAAAGCUUCAGGUGGCCAAUCUCCUCUCGAAUGUCUUUAAACUAUUGAUGACCCAUAAGGUGAAGCUCGAGAGCAAUUUUGCUUCCAUCAUCUUUGCCAUCAUGGUUCUAGAAGGUCUUGGUCGUUCACUGGACCCUGAACUGGACAUCCUAGAGGCAGCUAAACCACUGCUCAUCAAAACUGCAGCUUCUGUCCUUGAAUAG